CUCUCCAGAAAGUGUUCCUUGCCAUCUCAAGACAAGUGAGGGGGAACGAAAAUGUGAGGUUGAAUUUCUAGUCGGACGUGUUUUCACGAAGCACAAAAAGAUGCAGUGUAUAUUGAAAGGCGUGUCGGGAACUCGCAUCUCAUUGACUGACGGGCGGGCCCUCAUACUUGGCAGGGGAGCAGAAUCAGGAGUAGCCGACAAAAAAUGUUCCAGGCAUCAGGUAAAACUAGUUGCCAACUAUGCAUCUCGUGAAGUACACGUGACACAGCUGGGUCCCAACCCUUCAUCGCUUAACCAUGAGGAGUUGCGCCGAGGAAACUCUGGCAUCCUGGGUGAGGAUGGGACUCUGUUCCUGGUUAACCAGAGCCACCCUUUCACUCUCCACUUCACCGCAAACUCCAACGGCUCUACCUCCGGCCAGAAGAGCAGAGAGUCUGGGAAAGGGAGGGAGGCCCAAAAGGCAACUGAGGCUCCCAAACGCAGCAUACAGGACUUCUUCCAUCCCUCUCCCAAAAAGUCCGUGAAGAGACCUCACAGUUCAGAAGAGGAUGAGAUGGAGCAGAAGCGCGGGCGAACAGAAGCACCUGUUGAUGAUGAUGAUGAUGAUGAUGAAGAGGCAGAGAGGGCUGCUGAGGAGAACCUGAGGAGGCUGCAGAGUCUGGCAGAGAGGGCCAGCUCUUCUAAGCCGGCAACGGAGAGGACAGCCCAGAUGGGGUCCUCGGCCUGCUCCAAGAGCAACUGGCAGAAGACCGGUCACCUCAUCCUGUACACCGCGGCGGGUGUUAGAGGCAGCUCAAAGAUUGCUGGUUUUGACAUUGAUGGCUGCAUCAUCACAACCAAGUCUGGUAAAGUGUUCCCAACGGGUCCAGAUGACUGGAGAAUUCUCUUCCCUGAGAUAAAGCCCAAACUGGCUAGCCUGCUGGGAUCCGGUUAUAAGGUUGUGUUUUUCACCAAUCAAAUGGGCAUAGCGAAGGGCUCCCUAAAAGAAGAGGUGUUUAAAUCCAAAGUGGAAGACAUUCUGCAGACACUUAAGUUGCCUGUGCAGGUGUUUGUGGCUGCAGGUCCAGGGGUUUACAGGAAGCCAGUAACAGGAAUGUGGAAGCAUUUAUGUGAACAGGCAAAUGAUGGAAUUCCGGUUGACAAAUCGCAGAGUUUUUACGUCGGAGACGCGGCUGGGCGACCAGCAAACUGGGCCCCUGGCAAGAAGAAAAAAGACUUCUCAUGCAGUGACCGACUGUUUGCCUUAAACCUCAGCCUGAGGUUCGAGACACCAGAGGAGUACUUCCUGGGCUGGAAGAAGGCCCAGUUCAACAUGCCGACGUUUGAUCCAAGGAAGCUUGACCCUAAUGGGCGCCUGUUCGAUCCCCCCUCAGCCUCUCUGACCUCCAGCUCUCCAGAGGUCGUGGUGGCCGUGGGAUUCCCAGGAUCUGGAAAGUCCACAUUCUUCCACAAGCACAUGGUGCCAAAGGGCUACACAUACGUCAACCGGGAUACGCUGGGCUCAUGGCAGAGCUGUGUGACGGCUUGUGAGAAGGCUCUGAAGCAGGGACACAGCGUUGCCAUCGACAACACCAACCCCGACCUCGAGUCUCGCAAACGGUAUAUAGACGUUAGUCUCAAAGCAGGCGUGCCUUGUCGCUGCUUCAAUUUCACUGCGUCUAUGGAACUGGCCAGACACAACAAUAAGUUUCGGGAGAUGGUUCCUUCAGACACAAAACACAUGAAAGUCAACGACAUGAUCUUCCAUAGCUACAAGAAGAAGUUUGAGGAGCCCAGUCUGUCUGAGGGCUUCUCGGAAAUCGUGCAGAUCCACUUUGUCCCUCACUUCAAGAACAGCCAAGAGGAAGCUCUCUUCAUGCAGUUCUCUGAAGGGUGAACACUGGGAAGCUGACAAGGGUGGGACAAAGGGGUAUGUUGUCCCAGGUCCAGGAAGUUGGGGUGGGGUGCAGAAUCGGGCCAUUAUUGUGUAGUAUGUAUUGGGUGGUGGGCCCUUUUAGAUGGCUUUGUCCUGGCCCGGCCAAAGCUGUCAACGGCCCUGGGUGAACAGCAAGUUAGCUGUGACUAAGACAGCCCAAAUGUCAUCCAUGUUUGAAAGCCAUAUGAUAUGUGUUUGGAGACCAAAUCAUCAAUGUUAGAUAGAAUCUUGAUUAGUAAAUCACAGAGGUGUACAAAGUAGAUGUAGAAGUAAAAUAAAAAUAAAAACACUCAUUAGGCUCAGUGCAAUUUCUGGUGUAACAACAACUGUGGUAAUAUCUCAAAUACUGAUUGUACUUGCAUCAUUAAUUUACUUCACACUUCUACUUCCACUUGAGAUACACCUGGAGCAUUGGUUAUAAUCGGUGUUGUCCAUGCCACUGUCUAAUUUCUGGUUUGAGGCAGUAUGAUCCACUGUCUAGUCUAAGGGGUCUUUAUCAAGUGUUAACGACCUCACACCAACUGCAGUCAGCCUUCUUUGUACUAACACUACUGUUUUAUAGGCCCAUAGCUGGGCAGAUGUUUGUCAUUCAGUUUACUUAACAUUUUGUAAAGCAUUUGGUUUAAUUGCUGUAGCUGAGACCACAUUUUGAGGCAAAUGCAAUAAACAUUGAUUUGUUUUUUCCUUUAA
Engraulis encrasicolus (European anchovy) is the source of this 2605-nucleotide messenger RNA. RefSeq names its product polynucleotide kinase 3'-phosphatase (gene pnkp). The coding region runs from base 101 to 1876 and encodes 591 amino acids. NCBI's taxonomy places the organism in Eukaryota, Metazoa, Chordata, Actinopteri, Clupeiformes, Engraulidae. The record is from RefSeq and is a predicted model, not a curated record. Gene Ontology annotation, biological process: DNA repair. Gene Ontology annotation, molecular function: ATP-dependent polydeoxyribonucleotide 5'-hydroxyl-kinase activity; polynucleotide 3'-phosphatase activity; protein binding. The transcript has 18 exons. Gene Ontology annotation, cellular component: nucleus.